Molecule: messenger RNA, 4464 nt
Organism: Ectocarpus siliculosus
Lineage: Eukaryota; Phaeophyceae; Ectocarpales; Ectocarpaceae
Source: the annotation of a GenBank genome assembly
AUGCGACGCUUGGAGCUGCGCAAGUUGUCGCUCUUGUGUCACAUUUUCCACCUCUGUAUUAGCUUUCUGGUGGAGGUGGCCGAUUCGUCAACGACGCCAACAGGACCUACCGUCGCCGGAGGGCUGUUCCACACGUGCGCGGUGUUAUCGGACCUAUCGCUCAAGUGUUUCGGGGGGGGCAGCGCCCUAGGAGUGACAGAGCUGGAACCCGGGUCGUCGGUGGAACAUGGCUUCGGCAAUUUCGGCCAACUGGGCACCGGCAACAAUGAAACCCUCGGAGAUGAGGAGGACGAAAUGAGUUCCAAUCUGCCGGAGGUUGAUCUCGGAGGUAACACGGUGCUGCAGGUAGCGGCCGGACAGAGCCACACGUGCGUCCUACUGGCCUCGGGGAACGUGGCGUGCUGGGGUUUCAAUGAAUAUGGCCAGCUCGGUCUUGGGGACACCGAGCACAGAGGAAACUCUUCUUCCGACAUGGGGGAGGGUCUGGCUGUCGUAGACCUGGGGACGGGUAGAACGGCAACCCACAUCGCUUGCGGACAGUACCACACGUGCGCCAUUCUCGACAUUGGGGCCCUGAAGUGCUGGGGGUACAACUCCUUUGGCGCGUUGGGGCUGGGAGACACAGACAAUCGGGGAGAAGCGAACGAUACAAUGGGUGACAAUCUACCGUUUGUCGACUUGGGUACUGGACACACGGCCUUGGCCGUGUCGGGAGGCAGGCAUCACACUUGCGCUAUCUUGGACAAUGAAGCGUUGAAGUGUUGGGGGGCGAGGAACGAUACCUCGUCCAACUACGGCCAGCUGGGGCAAGGCAACACUGACGGUAUCGGUAUCGCCCCAGGCCAGAUGGGAGACAAUCUACCCGAGGUCGACCUCGGGACAAACCGGACAGCUGUGGCUUUGGAGACUGGCUGGCACCACACGUGCGUGAUCCUGGACAACAAGGAGCUGCACUGCUUCGGCAGGAACCACGACGGCCAGCUGGGGCAGGGGGACACCGAGGAUCGGGGGUACACGGCCGGGCAGAUGGGAGACGACAUGGUCGGGGUGGAUCUCGGCGAAGGAAGGCACCCGGUGGCCGUGGCGGCGGGGCGGUGGCACACGUGCGUGCUGAUGGACAACGAUGAGGUGAAGUGCUUCGGUGUGAACACCGUCGAGGACCUGGGCGCCGGGCAGCUGGGCCUCGAGGACCAAAUCAGCCGAGGCGGUUCCCUGGACACCAUCGGGGACAACCUGCCGUCGGUGGAUCUCGGCACCGGGCGCGUGGCCGGCUGGGUGUUCGCGGGGUUCGACCACACGUGCGUUAUUUUCCAGGACUCCUCGCUCAAGUGGCGCCCCUUUCAAAACGCCUCUUUAACGCGGCGAAGAAGGUUGUACUGCAACCUCCUUUUCUUCCGACAAGCCUCUUUUUUUUCUCCUGGAGCAGAUUGGGGCAGACUUCCACCCCAAACCCACGUGGUGGUGGUAGAAGACGACGACGACGGCGACGCUCUCGGGAGCGCGGAUGGAGACGACGAGGUGCUGAGCACGGAAUGGAUAAUAGCUAUUGCCCUCACUGCGGUGGCCGGAGCGAUUUUCGUCGUGGGCAUCAUGUUUCUCUGCUGCUGCCGGCGUCUGGGGAGGCAAGGCGGCAACUCGGGCUUCUGCAAGAAGAAGAUGAAUCCCUCCGUGACCACGAGCGGUACUCAUCACGAAGCCGAAGCCGGCCAUCGUACGGGUGAGGAUGACGACGCUCGUGGACUCGAAGGCGGCGAAGUCCGCGUGGGCGCGGUGGGCUCAGCGGGGGCAGCGAUUACCGGAGGCGUGGCGCUCGGGUGGAACAUGGUCGGUGUGCUCGCGGAAGGCCUGCCGUGGAUUGGAGUGGCGUACCACAUGCUGAACGAGAUUGCCGACAGCGUGGACACCAGGAACGCGAUGCAGGGCAACAUGGUGAAGAUCAAGAGUUGGGCCAUCAGCCUGCGUGACGUUCUCGUGCAGAUGAGCCGUCAGAUGCAGACCCGGCCGGCGGUGAAUGCUCGCGCUCUGCAGCACAUGUCGACGGACGUCAUGAGCAGCCUGCAGACCCUCGUGGAUACGGUCGCCUCGUACAACGCGAAGGGGACCUUGGCGCAGUAUGCCUCUUCUCGCUCCUGCCAGAGGGCCGUCGACGCCGCAGACACCGCUCUCCGGGGGGCACUGACCAAGCUCAGCGUCGGGCAAGGCGCCGAGCUCAUCACCAUGGUGGGGCGCCUGCAGGGCGUUGGGCUGGUGGUGGACGAGAAGCUGGACAUGAUCAUCGAGCAGCUCCGGAGGCAGGAAGAAUCCGCGGCGAAGAUGGAGCUCAGUCUCGCCAAGUACUCCGCGUCCAUAGCUGAGGUUCUCGGACGUGUCUCUAGCGUCGGCAGCUCAAGCGGUGACGGGAAGGAACGACCACGCUCCAAUGGCAAGACGUUGCGUGAGCUCGGGAAGGAGCAACUGUACAAGCUACAAAUUUCCAAGGACGACGUGACUUACGCCAGCAAGAGGCCCUUCGCCUCUGGGAGCUACUCCGAGGUGUAUCAAGUCAUCCACGAGGGAGUCGUCAAGGCCGCGAAAAAGACGAACCUGGCACGGUUAGGGGUGGGCAAGAAGGACAUUGACCGCGUGUUCGAGAGAUUUGUCAAGGAGCUCUACAUCCUAAGCCAGAUGCACAGCGAGAGGGUGGUGUCGAUGUACGGCGCUAUCGCGUCUCCUACGGAGCUGACCCUAGUGAUGGAGUUUCUAGAGAGAGGCAGCAUUCGAACGAUCUUAGACGACGACAGGCAGCGGCAGAGCAUGACGCGGGUGGUGCGGCACGGCCUGCUGCUAGACACGGCUGAGGGCAUGACGUACCUGUACAACAACGGCGUCCAACACCGAGACCUCAAGAGCGCCAACUGCCUCGUCACCCACGACUGGCGGGUGAAGAUCUCUGACUUCGGACUUUCGAAGACCAUCGACGCCAUCUCGACGGGCUCUAGCAGUACCAUGUCUGGCAGCUUCAGGGGGGGGACGAUGACAUACAUGGCACCGGAGCUGUUGCCUGGAGGAGCGGGCGGAGACGUCCCAGCGGAGCUAAGCGAUGCCUACAGCUUCGGGGUAGUCGUGUGGGACAUCGUCUGCGGUGAAGGACGAACCCCGUGGGCAGGCGUGCGAAUUUAUGACCUGCCCCCGCUGUUAAGGAAGGGGGAGCGUCUCGACAUCCCGGUAGAGUGCGGCCGCUUCUACAGGAGGUUGAUGGUGAGCUGUUGGAACCAAGACCCCCACCGCCGCCCCACCUUCGACAGCAUCCUCAAGGACACGAGGAAGGAAGCAGACCGGCCGUUCUCCGCCGCACUCGCACCGUCCCUGCCUGCGGAUGCCCCCGCCGCCACCGGCAUCAUGCCGGCGUGGGGCCAACGCCGCCCCCGGGCCGGCGUUAUCGCACCGGUGCAGCGGGCUUGGAGCCAGCCGGUGACGUCACUGCCGGCUCCCGACGGUGCGCCAGGAGGCGAUGGUACCACCGCACCCAAGACGUCGAGGCAAGCAGCGACGGGGAGCGGAGUUGGGUCUGUCUCCGUGGGAUCUGCCGUUCCAGGCUCUCGGGUUCGGAAGAGUACACACGGGCGGGGAGGGGGAAAGGCACGGGCAGGAACAUCCCAGGCGUCGGGGCGAAGAGCACGCAGGGGGGGGGGUGUCGUAGCGCUGCAAGAGCCAAGGCGUGUGCAGGUUGUUCAUGGAUUUAGGCUGGCAGGGGGGGACGGGGAAGCUUGAGUGAGUGGUGCGGGCCUUUUCUAUCAGUGUUGUGGCGGGCGGGGAAAGGGAAAAGCGCUCAAUGCGAUUUCGGAAGUACGCACUGGUAGUUUGGGCGUUGCUGUAUGUUUGGUUGCCAUCAUCUGCCGUGAGGUUCGCAAAUUUUUGUGUGUUUGUUGUUCGGUUUCGACGAAUGCGGUGCUGGUGCACAUUUUGGUAACGAAUGCACCAGCGCUUACGGCGAAGCUGUCGGUGUGUGGCUGUUUGGUUGUGCGUCGUCCGCUCACUCGCGGAUUUGUAAAUUAAAUUGGUUGCUGACUGCGCGGACAGACAAGGUUGGAGCUUGUGUUGGUUUGUGGUCUGAAUCGCAGCUGAGGCAAGAAAGACAGAGAACACCAUGCAUCGUGUACGAAGUAUAUGUUUUCAGCUUGGCAUGGGAUUGGAUUGGAUUGUUGUGAUGGUAUGUACGAUGUAUGUGCGUUUGCUUCAGUUUGGUACGAGCAUGAGACUCUGCUGUAAUGUAGCAAAGAAAUCUGAGAUGGAUUCAGAUUAUUUUUUGCGGACCAUCUAUCCAGCUCUGCUCAUUUUCAGCACUGUCUGAAUUGUACCCGGAUCCGUCGGUGCUGAACGGCUGUCAUGUCGUGUUUUGUGGUGUCAUUUACGUCUGAGGCUGGGCCGCGCCUCGUUCAUUUCGGCCGGCUCAUUUGUAUUGCUGUCUGUGUUUUAUAGAGCGUA